Molecule: messenger RNA, 234 nt
Organism: Cylindrotheca closterium
Lineage: Eukaryota; Bacillariophyta; Bacillariophyceae; Bacillariales; Bacillariaceae
Source: the annotation of a GenBank genome assembly
AUGGACUACCAAGGACAACGACUCGCUGAGCUUAUAUUCUACUGGAUCAUCCUUUCAUUUGGAGCAGUAGGGUGGGUUAUUGGAUUCUUUCGACAAGACUUUAUGGUUGUCUUUCAAUUCUGGCUUGUGGGUGUUGCAAUUUCGGUCGUGCUAUGUGUUCCAGACUGGCCAUUCUACAACAGGCAUCCAGUCAAAUGGCUCGAGUCUGUACCAGAUAGACGGGGGCAAAAAUAA